UGCAUUUCCAUGGUGUUCACUCACUCAGUAUCUCUGGGUUUGGCUGGUAGAGGAGCUUAAUACUCUCUCAUAGACAGACACACAGGCUGAUGUACAAUCCGUUUCAUCAAUGUGUAUGGUCAUAUUUGCUCCGCUUUUUGCUGUUUUAGCAUUUGCAACAUGUGGGGGGUAUACGGGACAGAUACUGGUUAAAGUGCAAUGUGCAGACAAAACCCAUAACAAUAUCAGUAUCAGUUUCACCUACCCAUUCAGACUCCAUCAGGUACAUUUCAGUGCUCCUCUAUGUGAAGGUCCAAAGAAAGAGACUCUCUUUCUCGAAGGGGAUUAUGCUUCAUGCUCUCAGUUUUUCGUCACUGUGUCGGUCCUGGCUUUUCUCUAUUCCCUCUUGGCCACAAUAGUUUACAUCUUCUACCAGAACAAAUACAGAGAGAAGAACAGAGGUCCAGUAGUUGACUUCUUGGUGACAAUAGCUUUCUCUAGUCUUUGGCUGGGGAGUUCAGUUACCUGGGCUAAGACUCUGUCUGGAGUGAAGACAGCCACUGAUGUGCGUCAGAUCCUGCUGUUAAUGUCUGCAUGCAGAGCUCAGGAGAACCUAUGCCAGGUCCUGCAAGAGCCCAUAUGGACAAAUCUUAACAUGUCUGUGGCCUUUGGUUUUUUGAACUUCUUCCUUUGGGCUGGUAACAUCUGGUUUGCCUACAAAGAGACAGGUUUGCACAAGUCCACCCAGCGAUAUCCGUCCAGAACUCCCUCUGAGAAACGCAGCAGCUUCAGGCAAUAUAGUCAAACCAGUUUUGAUCAAUCUGGAACUGGCUUUGGCCAGAGGCUCUACAACCAGGGGAGUUUUGACUUAUCGAGUGGAGGCUUCAGCCUACCCCAAACUAAUUUAGGACAGCCAAUGCUGUACCGACAGGUGGGGAGUCCCACAUCCAGAGGCCCUCUCAUAUUUGUUAAUGAGAUCUGAGAUAGAGAGUGUGGGUUGAGAGGAGAAAGAAAAAAAAAGCUGCCUAAACUGAUUUAUUCUCAGUAGUAACUCAGUAAUAUCAGUAAUAACUAUCAGUAAUAACUGAUAUUUCUCACAUAUGAUUGGAAAUUGUAGAAUUUUUGUAGAUAUCAGUCUGCACACUGUUAUUUAUUUGUUUGAAAGUCCCAACAGAAGUUCCACCGGGAUGCAGUAUUUAACCUCUUUUGCAUCCUUAAUAUUUACGUAUUAUAUGCAUUCAAACUAAUUUAGCAUUGUCUCAAAUUUGGGUUAUAUAAUAUAUUGUUACUGUAUAUAUAUUUGUACAAUAUAGUUGUUAAGAUUCAGUGAUACUUACGUAGUAUUUUAAAGUGUAGCAUAUCUACAUCUACAGUUUACACUAUCUGUUUAAAUAUUUCCCUUACAAAAAUACUGUGGUAAUACUAUAUGCAUUGAUACACUGUAUGCCAUGGUACUGUGUGAUUACCAUAUUCAUAUAGUAUGGUAUUUACAUGGUACUCCAAGGUCCUUCAAAGGUGAUAUUACCAUGGCAUUACUAUUACAUGGUUGGGUCCAAAAAAAUACUAAUACCAUGGAUUAUUGUAAUACCAUAGUAAUAAUAUAGUAAUAACCUUGUAAAAAAAAUUCUAUUUGUAUUUACAAGGCAUGUACAACACACACAUCACUUGUUUUUUAUGUUCUGUCAUGAAUAAUGAUUCAUUACCAGUAGACAGCUGGGAUAAUAUGACUUGAGUCAGAGAGAGAUAAGUCCUGAAAUCCUGAAAUCCGAGGGGUGAUGACCAGUCAGAGAUCUUUUUAAUGAAUCUUUUUUGUCUAACCACACACAGUGUUCAGUGAAAUGCAUGCAUAAGGAUGAGUCUCUCUGAAAAAAAUCCAAUGCAGUAAUGUCGGUAUAUAGUUCCAAUGUAUUAUGAGAUUCAAAAUUGCUCAAAUGUUAUGUAAAUUGAUUGUAAUUGUGUCGAUCGUCACUGCGUCUUAUAAUUAGGUAAUAAAAUAAUACUUAU
Messenger RNA from Myxocyprinus asiaticus (Chinese sucker), 1983 nucleotides. Its product is annotated as synaptoporin-like. The transcript is spliced from 5 exons. Bases 110 to 961 code for a protein of 283 amino acids. Lineage: Eukaryota; Metazoa; Chordata; Actinopteri; Cypriniformes; Catostomidae. The record is from RefSeq and is a predicted model, not a curated record. Gene Ontology annotation, cellular component: synaptic vesicle membrane; synaptic vesicle.